Messenger RNA from Cercospora beticola, 1122 nucleotides. RefSeq lists its product as uncharacterized. Lineage: Eukaryota; Fungi; Ascomycota; Dothideomycetes; Mycosphaerellales; Mycosphaerellaceae. Gene Ontology annotation, molecular function: oxidoreductase activity. The record is from RefSeq and is a predicted model, not a curated record.
UCAAGCUGACAAUCAAUUCUUGACAAUCAAGACAAACCAUCUCCAGAAUCCUGAUCUCGAACUGCUCUGAUGUUACACCGAGCAUCCCAAGAUCGACAUGUACGCAAUGGAGAUCGGAGACUCUAUGUCCGAGAACUAGAAGUGUGCUCUCUCGAAGUGAGUCUUAGAAGCGCUGUUCACGGACUUACUGCUGCUUAAACCCCAUACCACUUGCUGCCGUCACAUGUAACUCCACGUAGGUCUAUAUAUCUAUGUACCGUGAUCCUGUAGAUCACAAGAUUCGCUCAUAAUAUCCUACUCGCAAACCAGUAACACGCACCGAGACAAGCAACAGCAGGCUCUCGCAAUGACCACGCCAAACACCAAAGAAAUCGUCCUCAUCACAGGCGGCAACACAGGCCUAGGCUUCGAAAUCGCCAAAGCCCUCCUCCUCCUCAACCGCUUCCACAUCAUAAUCGGCUCCCGGGAUGCGAAAAAAGGCGCAGCCGCAGUCGAAAAACUCCACAACCUCAACCUCACAGACUGCUCAACCAUCCCCCUCGACAUUACCUCCCUCUCCUCCCUCACGUCAGCCUUCGAAACAAUCAAAGAAAAGCAUGGCAAACUCGAUAUCCUCCAUGCCAAUGCCGGCAUCGCGCCAGAAUCCUACAUGCCUGUCGAUAAAACUCCUAUCAGUGACCUGAUCAAGACUGCAUGCGACACAAAUGUCGCUGGAACAGCUCAAUCCAUCGAGACAUUUAUUCCACUGUUACGGGAAUCCGACAACCCGAGGAUCGUAAUCAUGUCUACAGGCCUGGGCAGUUUGACACUGCAGACGACGCGUGAUCCUCGGAAUUGACCAGCUUAUGCGGCAAGUAAAGCUGCGUUGAAUAUGAUCAUGUUGGUUUAUUAUCACCAACAUCCUGAGAUGAAAAUUAAUGCUUGUGCGCCGGGAUAUAGGGUAAGCCAUCGUCCUUGUCCCCUUCUCCAGAAUGCAGUUUAUGCUGAUUGUUCUCCCCUUCAUGCAGGCAACCGCUUUGAACAAUUUCGGCCAAGGAGGAAGUUUUGCGCCGGGAAAGAUUGAAGAUGGGGCAAACAAUGCCGUGCGUUUGUCUUUGCUGGGCAAGGAUGGCGAGAGUGGGA